CUUGUUUCGAGGGCAUGAUGACAUGCCGGAAGCUCUGCGAGAUCUGCCACCCUCUCUCUAUGCAUUCAGCUGAGGGUGCAGUGAUGACCUCUGCUGUGCUGCGGCCGAUGAGUGAUCUGCCAAAAUGACUUCUGAUCUCGGUCAAGCGAACCACUCAGCUCACUAUCGAUACGCCUCAGCCGUGAGUUGACGCCGCUGUUUUCUCACCUUCGGCGUCAAGCUCGCACCACCCGGUGAAGGGGCAGAGAGGAAAGAAAAGGGAAGAGAGAAGAGUCAUCAGGUCGGAUAGACAAAGCAAAAACAAUACAGAAACACACAGGUCCGUUCACUUCGGUGUCUGUCUGUGUGUGGUUCAGGGACUGCCGGUGAGAGAUCUGUUGCCUGUGACGAUGGAGGCCGAGUUGGCCGCUCGCCAGUUCAGCGCCCAUGCGAUUCUCAAUGAGCUGCACGUGCCCGUGACGGCCAUCGGUGACGCCAUCAGCCAGCUGCACACACAGAUCCGCCAGGCUGACGAGGACGCCCAGCGAGAGCGGCAGCACCACGGCGCAUCGGACCCCUCGGCGGCCUCGCCUGACGACACUUUGCUGCUGAAUGUGGGCGGACAUCUGAUGAGCGUCAGGUGGCAGCACAUGACUCAGGGAGAGGGGGUGGAGGGCACUCUGCUGGCGGCCCUCUUCGGGGGCUGCUGGGAGGGCCGACUCAUCAAGGACGACAGCCAGCGGGUGUUCGUCGACAUCUGCCCGGAGGCCUUCAAGGCCGUCCACAAGGCCAUACUCAACGCCGAGACCCUUCGCAGCGCCGGCAAGGCGGCGUCGGUCGGCCAUCUGCUCAAUGAAGUGGCCAAGCGCGACAAGGGUGAGGGCAAUGAAGGCCAUGACACACUUUUCGUUUCGUCAUACUCAUUUGGCUGUCUGUGUGGUUUGCCUGUCGCAGGUCGCCAUGGCUUCUGGGUCAAGCUGUUGACGACGCCUCUCGACAAGGAUGUCACAGAGGGCACCGGCAGUGCCGAUAGUGUGCCCACCGGGUCGCUGACAAGCAGCCCCACCGAGGCGGCGGCCGCCCUCAAGGCGAUGGAGGCCAUCCUCAAAGCCUUCGCCAAUGAGAAGGCCCGGCUGGAGGGACAGCUGCGGGCCGCCAACACACGACGCGACAAUCUCGACAAAGAGAUAAAGGUGACCACAUGCAGAGAGGGAGAGGAAGCAAGAGGCUGUUGGUCUGAUGGUUGUGUGUGUGUGUGUGUGUCAGGCCGUCGAGCCCUUUCUGCUGCCUCUGAGUGGCGGCGAUGCCAUUCGGUCGGUCGAGGUGUGUGGACAGCUCAUCUCGACCACUCAGUCCACUGUGGACGAAAUGGGCGACAUCGCACUCAGCCACCGAUUUGACCUGUGAGCCCACCACACCAACACACAGAGGACACACACCGAUGUGCUUCUCACUGUUUGUGUGCCGUCAGGUGGUCCAGCAGCCGGGCGGUGGAGGUGGUCGAUCCCGACCACAUCGGCCGCAUGGUCGACUUCUACCGCAGAAAGCGACUCGGCGCCUCGCCCGCCGACAUGGCCGCCGUGCUGACGAUGGCUGGCGAGACGGACCAGGCGCCAUUUGACGUCAACGCGGCCAUGUACGGCAUCGUCAAGACGGACACACCGACACUACAGGCCAGGUGAAGCCCAACAGGGAGCCGACUGCAGCAAUUGGCCAUCUUGGUUUUGUCCAUGUCAGUGUCGGCCGUCGCACCGGCACACUGCCAUCGUCUGGCUAUCCAUAUGAGGUGGUGCAGGAGGGCACCGGCAGAGUGCCCACAAUCAAUGACCGCGUCAAGUUCGACCGCGCUGAGUGGCGUGAUGCUUUCGACGGCCAGAACAAAGCAUACGAUUACCGUGGGGCGGUGUAUCGUGUGUCUGAUCUGUAUGGGUGGCUGCGUGAGUUGUUUCUGUCGAUGAGGGAGGGGGAGGUCAGACACAUCAAAGUGCCAGACGGACCUGAACCCUACCGUGAGCUGCGUUUGAUCAGCAUAGAGUAGGAGAGCACACACACACACACACACACACACACACCCCUGUGUGCGGCUGUGGGUGACACACACUCAUGUGUGUGGCCGGGGGCUCCUCACUCGUGAAGUGGCUGACUGUGGGCUUUGGUUUUGGGCGAAGUAGGGAGGGUUAGCCGUAGGGGUAUUUUGUGUGCGUGUCCCCUCUCUCCCCCACCGGCUGUCUGUCUGUCUGUCUGACUUUGCGUGUCUGCCUGAUGAUCCCUGUGCGUGGCCGGUCAUUCGGUCGCCGGCUGGAGGCGACAUACGAGUGUGUGCUGUGUUCUGUGUGUGUACUUGAGACAGACUGAUGGACGUUUCGCUCAACCACAGACACACCCACUGGAUGGGCCUCUUUGUGCCUGCCGUUGUCGGGAUGGUUUAUCUCUCACUGUGUGUGUGCCUGUCAGCCGCCCGUGGCCCUUUGUGUCUGCCGUGAGUGUGCUGAUGCUGCUGCCUGUGUGCCGUGCUGUCGGUCGAGAGAGACUUUAUGUCUCUCCCACACCCUGCUGACGAUCGUUUCUGAGCUGCCAUGACGACGGUUUCACUCCUGGCAUGACUGCGGCACAUCGAUGGCUUAAUGUCACUGUCAUGAUUUUUAUCCAGUGGGCGUCUAUCUGGCGGCCUCAAGCUUCGUUGGGGCUCAGCGACGGCCGGCUGAUCUCCUUUGUGUCUGUGACUGUCGGCAGGCAGGCAGACCUCAUCGGGGGUGACGAAUGUGUGUGUGUGCGUGUGGACAUCGACUCGACGUGGCCGUGUCCAUCAAGUUGUGUCGACGAG
Messenger RNA from Vitrella brassicaformis, 2803 nucleotides. The record is from the annotation of a GenBank genome assembly. NCBI's taxonomy places the organism in Eukaryota, Vitrellaceae.